GCCCCUUAGUACAACCUCAAAUUUUUUGUUUACCUUGAGUGAUCCAAUCAAAACUAAUCGAUAAAAAAAUAUAUUAUUCUCCGUUAUUCGUCCACUUUUUUGAUUAUUUAAAAAAUACAUAAAAUAAUAUAAUCUUGCAUCAUUGUAUCGUUACAUAUUAAAACUUGCUAUUUAAACUCAGUGUAGUGUCAGAGUGCUAACCGUCACAACUCUAUUUACACGUUAAAGCGCUGGAAUUGAAUAAAAAUAAUUCUCAUAUAUAAGAUUUAAAAAUGUCUAAAAGAAAAAGAGUUACAGCUGAUGAAAAACGCACUCGAAUGCUAGGCUAUUUUCAUGAGAAAAAAGAGUUUUUUACUUUGAAAGAAUUAGAAAGUAAUUUACCAAAAGAAUGUGGUAUUAUUCAACAAGCUGUGCAGAGUGUUUUGCAAGCUUUAGUUGAUGAUGGAUUAGUGCAUUCAGACAAAAUUGGCACAUCUGUAUAUUUCUGGUCUUUUCCUGGAGAAAAGAUACCACAACUGGAAAAUCAAAUAGCUGAGUGUGGAAAAAAUAUUAUGGUGCUCGAAUCCAAAUUGGAACGUUUAAAAUUGGAGGUUCAAAAAGAAGAGAAAAAUGAAGACUUUGAAAAAACAAAAUUACUGAUACAAGAAAUAGAAGAACUAACUAGCAAAGAAUCUGAAUUGAAAAAACAAAUCUCAAAGUUCAGUGAUGCAGAUCCAGAAGUUAUAGCAGAGAUCAAUAAAAAAGCCAAGUUUUUCAAAGAUGCCGCAAAUACAUGGACAGAUAAUAUAUUCUCAUUGAAAACUUGGUGUAAUAAUAAGUUUAAUAUAGAAGAAUCCGCACUUAAUAAACAAUUUAAAAUCCCUGAAGAUCUUGAUUACGUCGAAUGAAUAUUAAAUAUUGUACAAUUUCAGUCAAUUUUCGCAUUUCAUACAUGUAAACAAAAUCGAAAACUCACCAUUCUA
Molecule: messenger RNA, 962 nt
Organism: Trichogramma pretiosum
Lineage: Eukaryota; Metazoa; Arthropoda; Insecta; Hymenoptera; Trichogrammatidae
Product: meiotic nuclear division protein 1 homolog
Exons: 5
Coding region: 273-887 (204 amino acids)
Biological process (GO): reciprocal meiotic recombination
Molecular function (GO): double-stranded DNA binding
Source: RefSeq, a predicted model, not a curated record